CAGUCAUACUCGGAGUGUCCGUGAAGAAGCCAAGAGGGGUUUCGAGGGGUUUGUCCGUCUUACUUGGUCUUGAUUGGCUGGAGGUCUGGAAAUUCAUGUCACUGACCAUCCUGUGGUCAUCCUUCUUCUUCUUCCCCUCCCUCGGACGCCCUGAAUCCGUCGCCUUCUUCUAUCCUCGACUUGCUUUUCUACCUUUACCUCGCAUCGAUCGGCUGUGAUAUUUUGGUCGAUCCCGGUUCAGAAUGGUCCACUGCUCUUAGCUCUUCUUCUCCACUUGCCAUGCCGUUUCCCCUGCGACCUCGACUCCUCUUAUAUAUCUAAAGCUUUCGCUAUCUGCAGGCGGCCGAUCAGUUCAUUUCUUCCAAAUUUUCGUCACCAUCGCUUCUUUCGCUGGUCGAAAGACUCCCACCAUCACUCCCCAUCUGCAUCCAUCUCGAUCGCAAUGGGAAGACUAAUCAAGAAUCACUGGGGACGUUUAAUCAUUCUCACUGCUGCAGCCUACCAAAUCGGAAGCGCAAUCGAAGGCUUCAUCUGGCCAAAAGUCUUCUGGGACUUUAUGUCCAAGAACCUAAAUGGCGCCGUCGCACCAGUCCCCGUCCUCCAGAUCCUCAACCUGAUUAUGGGCCUUCUCGGUCUGGCAUGGGAAUGGCCGCUCAAGCCAUUCGCGGGAUCAGGUCCCCAUCGCAGCAUCGAGUUUCGUCUGAUAUUAUACCCACUCAGCGCUUUGCUUGCUGCGCUGCUUUACCAAGGAACCGAUCCGGCUAUCUACUACCUUGUCGGGGUUGCGGUGUACUUUUGGGCUUAUAGUGAGGGCGAGGUUGUAUGUCCUGAACCAUGGACCCUCCCCAAGCGAACAAAAAUCAUCAGAGCAUAGCAUGCAGCUCAUGCUAUCCUGCUAUCAAAAUCUACACUGUACAAAAUAACGACUUACGAAACGACGACUACGAUACCAACGCACACUUAAUAUAAUGACUGACUCGAUAUCACUGGAUCUUUCCCGGUUCAUCGCUUACGAUGAACACUUGUCCUUGGAUAAAUAACUCUCUAUAUUGACUGGCUCAAGAGAUGUUUGGCGCUGGGGAUAUAUUCAUCCAAGACAAAUUUAUGUAUUAUAGUCCCGUACUAGAAUUCAAAUACAUGAAAGUGCAAUUCACUAGUUACCA
Molecule: messenger RNA, 1163 nt
Organism: Aspergillus wentii DTO 134E9
Lineage: Eukaryota; Fungi; Ascomycota; Eurotiomycetes; Eurotiales; Aspergillaceae
Exons: 3
Coding region: 443-874 (143 amino acids)
Source: RefSeq, a predicted model, not a curated record